Messenger RNA from Durio zibethinus, 1769 nucleotides. Its product is annotated as putative pectate lyase P59. Lineage: Eukaryota; Viridiplantae; Streptophyta; Magnoliopsida; Malvales; Malvaceae. Gene Ontology annotation, molecular function: pectate lyase activity. The record is from RefSeq and is a predicted model, not a curated record.
UGUUUCUGGUCUUGGUCCUGUCUGCAAUCAAUAAAUGUUUGCAGGACCUCGGCAUUGAAACCUUUUUUUCCUUUCUUUUUCUUUUUCUUUUGCCAACAGAUUGAACCACGAAGCCAAAAUCCAAAGCCUGAAACAAAAAGGGCUAGAAACAUGGCAGCCAGCAAUGGAAGUUUUAGCUUAUUUUUCUUUUUCUUGUCUUUUGUUGUCAUAAUCCCAACCCUGCAAGCUCACAUUGCUGAAUAUGAUGAUUACUGGAAGCAACGUGAAAUGGAAGCUAAAGAACAUACCGAGAAGGCAUAUAACCCCAAUCCCGAGGAAGUCACCCAGCAUUUCAACCACCAUGUUGCCAGGUAUAAGAGUGUGAGAUUAUUAAUUGCCAUUUUUCAAACAACGAUUUUCUUUUUUUUUUUUGUUGAAUUGACCUUGAUGGGGUUUAAUAGCACAAGGCGGAAUUUGAGGGGAAAGAGGAAAGGUGGUCCCUGCGAGGCAACCAACCCCAUCGACCAAUGCUGGCGCUGUGAUCCUAACUGGGCAAGAAACAGGAAGAGGCUUGCUGAUUGCGCCCUUGGAUUUGGUCGUGGUACUAUUGGUGGAAAGAACGGAAGGUUUUACGUGGUGACAGAUCCUUCAGAUAAUGAUAUGGUUAAUCCUAAACCUGGAACUCUACGUCAUGCUGUGAUCCAAAAGCGGCCUCUCUGGAUCGUCUUCAAAGGAAGUAUGAUCAUCAAGCUCAACCAGGAGCUCAUUAUGACUAGCGACAAAACCAUCGAUGCUAGGGGAGCCAAUGUGCAUGUGGCUUAUGGGGCUGGUAUUACUAUCCAGUUUGCGAGGAAUAUCAUUAUCCAUGGCCUCCAUAUUCAUGACAUUGUUCAGGGCAGUGGUGGCAUGAUCAGGGAUGCUGAAGACCACUAUGGAUACAGGACAAGGAGCGAUGGUGAUGGGAUUUCUCUUUUCGGAGCAACCAACGUUUGGCUUGACCAUCUUUCCAUGUAUCAUUGCUAUGAUGGUCUCAUUGAUGCCAUUCAGGCUUCAACUGCCAUUACCAUCUCCAACUGCCAUUUCACUAACCACAAUGAGGUGAUGUUGUUUGGGGCAAGUGAUAGCUACUCCGACGAUCAGAAGAUGCAGAUCACUGUUGCUUUCACCCACUUCGGUAAAGGAUUGAUACAAAGGAUGCCAAGAUGCCGAUGGGGGUUUAUCCAUGUGGUCAACAAUGACUACACUCAUUGGCUCAUGUAUGCUAUUGGAGGCAGCAGCCACCCUACCAUCAUCAGCCAGGGCAACCGAUUUGUUGCUCCAGCAAACUCGGCAGCCAAGGAGGUGACCAAGAGGGACUAUGCACCACCAGAAGUAUGGAAGAGUUGGAAUUGGAGAUCAGAGGGUGAUCUGAUGGUGGACGGGGCAUUUUUCACUCAAUCUGGAGAUCCAAAUGCCAGCAAGAAAUACGCAGGCAACAAUAUGAUAUAUCCUAAGCCUGCUCAUAUGGUGUCCAUGCUCACAAGACAUGCUGGAUCACUUGACUGCAUCCGUGGCCGGCCUUGUUAACACUUAAAUGCAAGCCUACUCUCAUCACUGCACUAGGAAGCACAGCGAGUGGAAGUGGUAAAUGGGAAUUAAUUGUUCUUGUAUUCCAUCAACUUUCCCUCGUAUAAAUCAGUCGGGGAAGAUGGAAUUGCGUAAGGGAAAUUUUGAAUUGGGGCUUGUUGCAAGGGGAAUGGAAGCAAAUUUCAAGAUUAUAUGAGUUUCUGUUGCUGCUGUAGGUUGGGGGA